UCAUUCCACAAGUUUUGGGAUUAGAUAAAGCAAAUGUACAGACUGAUGCAUGUACAUGGCUUUCUUUCUUUCAUUUCACUCUGAAUUUCACAUCUACACUUUCUAUUUCGGUAUUAUGCUUUUCUCAUCAACAAUCUGCUUUUUCACAACUGGUUCUCAAGCUUAUCUACAUUUUGUUUCUGAUUUCUUCACAUGUUUUAAAUUUUUGUCAAUAUUACAGUAAAGGAGCUUGUCAGUGUUUCUCAGUCCAGUCAUCACCAUUGUUUCUCUCUCUAGAGUGCUUGAUCUGAAACCCAUCUGUCUCUCACUCUUCCUUGCAAGAUUUGAGAUGGGUAUUUCAAGAAACAGCCAUUAGAGGGCAUUUGGGUGUCAAACUUCCAUGGAAGUUGAAAAUACAAGCAUUCUUGUUGUAGCAUUGUUUUUCUCUCUUGUUUCAGUUGUUUUUAGUGUUACAGACCAACAUGACCUUGAAAUUCUCAACCAGUUCAGACAAGGAUUAGAGAACCCAGAGCUCUUGAACUGGCCUCCCAAUGGGGAUGACCCAUGUGGUCCUCCAAGUUGGAACCAUGUGUUCUGUAUUGGUAAUAGGGUUUCUCAGAUUCAAGUCCAGAACAUGGGUUUGAAAGGUCCUUUGCCUAAGAACUUGAAUCAAUUGACUAAACUCAUCAAUCUAGGCCUCCAAAAGAACCAAUUCAAUGGGAUAUUGCCUUCUUUUAGUGGGUUGUCUGAAUUGAAAUUUGCUUAUUUAGAUUAUAACAAUUUCGAUUCGAUUCCAUCAGAUUUCUUCGAUGGGCUUGUCAAUUUGCAGGUUUUGGCAUUGGAUUUUAACCCUCUCAAUGCCACAACUGGUUGGUCACUGCCUUCUCUGUUGCAAAACUCAGCUCAAUUGACAACUCUUUCUUUGAUGAAUUGUAGUUUGGUUGGUCCAUUGCCUGAGUUUUUGGGAAAUUUGAGAUUGCUCACAACGUUGAAACUCGCGUUGAAUCGGAUUUCUGGGACUAUUCCAGCAAGUUUUAGCAACUUGACAUUGCAGACUCUAUGGUUGAAUGGACAAUCUGGAAGAGGAAUGACUGGUCCGAUUGAUGUAGUUUCGUCAAUGGUGUCACUCACUAGUCUAUGGCUUCAUGGCAACAGAUUUUCAGGUAAAAUUCCUGGAAACAUUGGUAAUUUAACUUCUUUGAAGGAUUUCAAUGUGAAUAGCAAUGAUCUUGUUGGAUUGUUACCUGAUAGCUUAGCAGAUUUGGAGUUAGACAACUUAGAUUUGAACAAUAAUCAGUUUAUGGGUCCUGUUCCAAGGUUCAAAUCUGUUAAUUACUCUUACAAUUCGAACAACUUUUGUCAAUCUGAUGUGGGAGUUCCUUGUGCCCCUGAAGUUAUGGCAUUGUUAGAAUUUCUUGAUGGGUUGAAUUACCCGCCAAGACUUGUUUCUUCGUGGUCUGGUAAUGACCCUUGUGAGGGACCAUGGUUGGGAGUGAGUUGUGCCAACCAGAAGGUUUCUAUCAUAGACUUGCCAAAGUAUAAUCUUAGUGGCACCUUGAGUCGUUCAAUAGCAAAGCUAGGUUCCCUUACUCAAAUUAAGCUUCCAUUUAAUCGUCUCACCAGUCCAAUCCCACAAAACUGGACUAGCUUGAAAAAUUUGACCCUGUUGGAUCUAAGUGGCAACAAUCUUUCUGCUCCAUUGCCGAAAUUCAGUGGCUCUGUCAAACUUGUCUUAUUUGACAAUCCUCUACUAAACUCUAAUCAGUCUGAAGAAACCCCUUGGCUAAGAAACAACCCGCCAUCUGGGGGUUCGCAAUCCCCUAUUAAUGAUCAUUUUUCACCGCCUAAUCCCUUUAUUCCUAACCAAUCAACUGAAGAGCAAAGAUCCAAAACGUCUAAACUAGUUGUGAUUGUGGUCCCUAUUGCAAGUUUUGCAGCCCUUGUUGUCUUUUUCAUUGUUCCUUUAGCAGUUUAUUGUUGCAAUAAAAGAAAGAAUGCCUUUGAAGCUCUAACUUCCUUUGUGAUUCACCCUAGUGACCCCUCCAACGUAGAUAAAAUGGUUAAGAUUGUAGUUGCGAAAAAUACUAAUGGAAGUGUUUCUACGGGAAGUGGUUUUGGGAGCAGAAACAGUAGUGGAAUAGGUGAGUCUCGUAUCAUUGAGUCUGGAAACUUGGUCAUAUCAGUUAAAGUUCUUCGGAAUGUGACUAAGAAUUUUGCCUCUGAAAAUGAGCUUGGCCGCGGUGGUUUUGGAGUAGUUUACAAAGGAGAGUUGGAUGAUGGAACAAAGAUAGCAGUGAAGAGAAUGGAAGCUGGUGUGAUUAGCAGCAAAGCUUUGGAUGAGUUUCAAGCUGAAAUAGCCGUUCUUUCAAAGGUUCGCCACCGUCAUUUGGUAUCUCUUCUUGGGUAUUCGAUUGAAGGCAACGAGAGAAUUUUAGUUUACGAGUAUAUGCCUCAAGGAGCUCUCAGCAAGCACCUUUUCCACUGGAAGAGCUUGAAUUUGGAACCAUUAUCAUGGAAGAGAAGGCUGAAUAUUGCCUUGGAUGUGGCUAGAGGGAUGGAGUAUCUUCAUAGUCUUGCUCAUCAGAGCUUCGUACAUCGAGAUCUUAAGUCGUCGAAUAUCUUACUCGGUGAGGAUUUUAGAGCAAAAGUUUCAGAUUUUGGAUUAGUGAAACUAGUUCCUGACAGCGAGAAGUGUGUGGUAACCAAGCUUGCAGGGACUUUUGGAUACCUGGCACCAGAAUAUGCCGUUAUGGGUAAAAUUACGACCAAAGCCGAUGUCUUCAGUUUUGGUGUUGUUUUAAUGGAGCUAUUAACUGGAUUGACGGCACUUGACGAGGACAGACCUGAGGAAAACCAAUACCUAGCUUCAUGGUUCUUGAAAAUCAAAUCAACUAAAGGCAAGCUCAUGACCGCCAUUGACCCAUCCCUUGAUGCCAAACAAGAAACAUUCGAUACCAUCUCCAUCAUUGCAGAACUUGCUGGUCACUGCACUGCAAGAGAGCCAAACCAACGACCCGAUAUGGGCCACGCUGUGAAGGUUCUGAGCCCCCUUGUCGAGAAAUGGAAACCACUAGAUGAUGACACAGAGGAGUAUUGUGGUAUUGAUUACAGUCUCCCACUUAACCAAAUGGUGAAGGGCUGGCAAGAAGCGGAAGGAAAGGACAUUUCUUGUUUGGACCUAGAGGACACCAAGAGUAGUAUACCAUCAAAGCCUACUGGAUUCGCGGAGUCGUUUACUUCAACUGAUGGUCGAUAAGAAGAGGUACUCUUCCUGCGUUUCGCGUGACACGUUUUUGUGGUGGAUGUAAAUAGCAUGUUGUUUUUUAUUUGUGUAUUUGAAAUUUGAUUUUGUUAGCAUAUUCUACUGGUGUUGGCUUUGGUGGUUGAUGUUGGAGACUUGAAAAUGCUUGUUUGCUUUGAAGUUUCAGCUGUGAGAUGUAGAUAGAGAACAAUGAAUGACAGUUGUUGUGAGUUGUGUGGAUUUUUUUUUCCCCCUUCCUGUAAAUUCUGUAUCUUUAAGUUUGGAUGAAUAUGCUGCAGUUGUUGUUUG
Molecule: messenger RNA, 3529 nt
Organism: Camellia sinensis
Lineage: Eukaryota; Viridiplantae; Streptophyta; Magnoliopsida; Ericales; Theaceae
Product: receptor protein kinase TMK1
Biological process (GO): protein phosphorylation
Molecular function (GO): protein kinase activity; ATP binding; protein binding
Source: RefSeq, a predicted model, not a curated record